Penicillium bovifimosum is the source of this 864-nucleotide messenger RNA. Its product is annotated as 2EXR domain-containing protein. The transcript has a single exon. Bases 1 to 864 code for a protein of 287 amino acids. The record is from RefSeq and is a predicted model, not a curated record. NCBI's taxonomy places the organism in Eukaryota, Fungi, Ascomycota, Eurotiomycetes, Eurotiales, Aspergillaceae.
AUGAACUCGAAACAUGCCUGCGAGAACCUGCGCACGAGCGGCACGACACUCCGAAACGCUCAGAUACCGGCUAUUGCAUACGUCAACAGCGAGUCUCGGCAAAUCGCACUAGAGCAAGGACGCCAAUUAGAGCCGGCUGAUGUGAGACUUAUAAAGUCGAUAUGGGUACAGCCCCAUCGAGAUGUGCUGCAUCUCAACUGGUCGCGGUUGUGCUAUGCUUCCUGGGGAGUUGAUGUAGAUUAUGAAGCCUGGGUCGACGAGUUUCUAUUGCAGGCGAAGAAUCUUGGGAUGCGGCCUUCUAUCACGGCUGCUCUUAUUCACUAUUUCAGCUUGAAGGCCGUGUUGGAUUACGCUGGUGAUGCGAAUUUGCUUCGCAGAUAUGAGCAUUGCGAUCAAGGUAUAUUUGAUAUACCGAAAAUUCAUUAUCACCGCAGAGGGGAGGGAAUUGAUGACGUGCGUGAGAUGGUUGAUAUCCUGCCUUGGGCGAAAGGUCAAUGCAGCAUGCUAGACAUAGCUAUGGUGGGAGUCACUCUGCAUAUUACCAGGGAAGUUGCUCUGAGGUCUGGUCUAUUCGGAUUACUAGGCGAUGCGCCUGUUCAGAUGGUUGAUGUCGAUGAUGAGGCUCGGUUGAGGGAAUACCAUGCACUUUUCCGGGAACACGCAUUAGAAACGGAACCGGUUGUGGAAACACUUUUCGAAACAUUUACCAGUCCUUUAUUCAAAAUGGCUGUGGAGACUUCGAAACGCAAAGCUGAAUGGAUCAUCUACGCGUACAUGUGGCAGUCAGCUCGGGACAGAAAAAUGGACAUUCUUGGGCCGAUCCCGGGCUCUGCUUGGCUGCCUUACCUGCCGGAGCAAAAGUAG